Manihot esculenta (cassava) is the source of this 2926-nucleotide messenger RNA. Its product is annotated as GEM-like protein 4. NCBI's taxonomy places the organism in Eukaryota, Viridiplantae, Streptophyta, Magnoliopsida, Malpighiales, Euphorbiaceae. The coding region runs from base 1149 to 1838 and encodes 229 amino acids. The record is from RefSeq and is a predicted model, not a curated record. The transcript has 4 exons.
AAAUAGAGAAAGUCAUUUCUUAAAAAAAUGAUUUAAUUUUUUUCUUUGAGUAGAACAUUUUUUUUAGUUUCUCAAAUAUUAGAAAAUAUGAAUAAUGUUUUUUGUGAAAUAAAUGGAAUCAUACUCAUCUCAAAGACUUUUUAAAAAUGCUAAAAGGCAUUGAUUUCUAAUGAAGAUAACUUCACUGUCCAAUAUCCAUGGGUUAUUGCAGAGAUGAGGCAUCUUUUAUAACCAUGCAAGUUCUAUUGGUCUGCUAUUCCUUUCAUUCUACAUCAGCACAUAGAACCCAAAAGAACAAAAUAAAUGCCAAAAAGAUUUUAGUUAUUCUAAUGCUUACAUGAGCAGUUGGAAUGAGUGAUUAGUAAGUAUGUGUUCUUUGAUGAGUGGUGCAAUUUUCAACUCCAUUGCCCUUUUACAAAGUCCUCCUCAUAAUGAAAUAAAGGAAAAGAGAAGAUUCAUUGAAGAGAUUUCUUACCCAAGUCUACAUAAUCUCACAUAACUUGCUCUUCAAUACUUGUAGAGUCCAUUGGUUUUGAAGAUACCUUUUCUUCCUUCUUUUGCUUAUCUUAGCAUCAGAAAGCCAAAAUGCCAACUCAAAAGCUUCAAUGCCACACACCCAUAGUGCUUGUUAACAACUGCAUGAUUGAAAUUGUUCCAGCUACUUGGGAUAACAAACCCAACUGUGUUUAAGCACCUAACCCCCUUUCUUUUUUUCCUUAAUACUUUUUUGAAUUUCUCAAAAUGGAACCUUCAACCUUUAUCCAACUGCUUUUCUAAGCAACCAUAGCUUUCUAACUUCUCAUGUUUCUUUUUCUUUUUUCUUUUUUCAUUGUUUAUUUAUUCGACUUAGACUAAAACUCAAACUCAAGAAUUCACAGUUUUAGAAAUAACUCCAGCACCACUGAGGCAAAAGCUCUUUUUGACUUGCCUUUGUUGUCACUGAUGAGCCUUAGAUGACUCAUGCAAUAGAAAGGUAAAAGACCUUUGCUGUCACUGAUGAGCCUUAGCUGACUCAUGCCAUAGAGAGUUAUAAGAUUUUCCUCCCAUAAACUCUUUUUUUCCUUUAAAUACAUCACCGUUUAAACAAUUGAUGAGGCAUAGCAGGCUUCUCUUCCAUUUGUCUCUCAAGUGGAAAAUCUUCUAUCAGCAUGAAGAACCCAUCUCAGAAUCAAGUUAUUGGAAUUCCAAUCAACUCAGAAUCAUACACACAUGGAAGGCCAGCAAAAGGAUUUUUGGCUGACCCUGCAACACAAUACCAUCUUUCAUCUUCUUCAAAUUGUUCUCCCAUCUCCAAGCAAAGUAAAGUAGAUUCAGUGUUUAAGAGAAUGAACAAAUUAGGGAAGAAAGCUGACAAUUUUGCACAAGGAGUUCGAGAGCAUGUGAGGUUGGGCUCAAAUAUCAGUGAAACUGUGAAAGGAAAGUUUAGUUUGGGGGCUAAAAUUCUUCAAGUUGGUGGUGUGGAUAAAAUUUUUAAGCAGCUGUUUAGAGUUGAAGAAGAAGAGACAUUGCUAAAGGUUUCCCAAUGCUACCUUUCAACCACAGCAGGUCCCAUUGCAGGCCUCUUGUUUAUCUCCACUUACAAGGUUGCCUUCUGCAGUGAGAGAUCAAUCAAAUUCACUUCUGCUAAUGGCAAAUCAUUCAGAAUCCAUUACAAGGUUGUGAUCCCACUUACAAAGAUUAGAAGAGUUAGAAAGAGUGAAAACAUGAAGAAACCAUCUCAAAAGUACAUGGAAAUAGUUACUGUGGAUGAGUUUGAUUUCUGGUUUAUGGGUUUCUUGAAUUAUCAGAAGACAUUCAAAUGUCUUGAGCAGGCAGUCUCCCAAAACAUGGAUGAUUAAUCUGCAAGUCACUUCACCGGUGACUUGAAAACACUGUAAUUAGCAUUACCUCAUUGCAUUCUGUUUCAUGAAGAGAUACAUGAGUGGUGAAUAUAAUUUUUCAACAGUCGCUCAUUACUGAUAAUUGUUGUUUCCUGUUGUCCAGUGUUAUGAGAAUUCAGGUAAUAGAAAAUAGAAAAGACCAUUACUGUUGAUGAAGGAUUGCAGAAGAUUCAUAAAUCAUAAUAACCUACCAAAAUAAAUAAUUGCAUCUAACUACUAUUAUAAAGUAGUUUCAGAAGCAGGAACCUUCAGAAGGGCAAUGCAUAACAUAAAAUUAGUUGAAUUAAUUAAGAGUCUUGUGGGUUAAACUUGCUUUUUUGAAAAAGCAGCUUGUUCAGUGAUUUUAAUGUUGUUAUAACUAAAACAUGUCAAAUUUAACUUGAAAGUAAUUCCUGAUAACUUCCAACUAACAUAUUUAAGGAAUGCUUUUCUUUUUCAACAAUGGUCUAAGAUCUCUUUCAAACAGACCCUAGGAGUUGAAUUCAAGGCACUUUGCAUGAUUGGUGAACUACUUCAAAUUCAGAGACCUUAAUCCCUAGGAAACCUAUUAAUUGUUAGUUGGACAAUGAAAGAACACAUCAAAGCGUCUCUUCAAGAUAAAUGCUAGCCAUGGUCAUUUGAAACACUAUCCAUCCUAUUAGUUGAGUUGAAAAGUAUAUGAUCGAUGAUCAUUUUGAAAGUUACCGUCACUAGCAUUUCUCUUCCUUUGAUAUCCAUACACAUGUAAUGCCACACCAGUUACUAACUGCAGCUAGCUUCCCUUGGCAAAACUCUGUCCAAAAAAACUUGCUCUUCUUUGAUGGGCCAACAGUUGCAAACCUUGACGACAUUGGAAGUAAAUUUUAUUAGCAAAAUUAUUAAUAAUUAUCUACUGUUGUUGAUACCUUAGUUGCAACACCACCAAGAAUAGGUCAAAAAAAAAACAAUCAAUUUCAGCUGUUCCAAAAGUGCUUCUGUUACCUCUUUCUUCAUUUCUAUCUUCCUUUGAAAACUAACAAAUGGUAUCACAGCCAAAAUUCUUCAAGGACUAUUGCGAUUACACAAAU